Messenger RNA from Planococcus citri (citrus mealybug), 2507 nucleotides. RefSeq lists its product as uncharacterized. Lineage: Eukaryota; Metazoa; Arthropoda; Insecta; Hemiptera; Pseudococcidae. Bases 173 to 2395 code for a protein of 740 amino acids. The transcript has 2 exons. The record is from RefSeq and is a predicted model, not a curated record.
AUAAGAAAGUAAAACUGGUCACGUGGUCAGUUAUUGUUGUGAAAUACCUCGGUGAAGUUGCCUAUUAUUUUUUUUUAUGUACUUCUACUGCAUCUAGUAAAGGAUAUGAUGUGUCGUCAGUGUCCAGACUUUUAAUAAGCACUUGCUCCAAGAAGAUUAGUGACUUCCCACAAUGGACCCAGACAGAGCAGGCGAAUGGACCCCACAAGAUAUCGCCGACUUGGACAAAACCGUAUUCUUCAUAAAACUGCCAACCUUGCAAGAAAUCAUAUACUAUCGCUUAGCCGUGGAAAUUUGGAACUACAGCAGACGAGGUAGGAUCACACGACUCGCCGAGUCAUAUUAUCUCAACAAAUCGAAAUGUUUAGAAGCAGUCGAUUGCUAUAAAUACAUAGAAACUUUGGGAAUACCUCGACCAAUGAAAGAAAUACUCAAAUCCUGCUUCAAAAAAAUAAGCGAGGAAACAAUUCGAUGCGUUAUCCAUUUCAAACACAGAUUAUUCUCCAACAAAUUAGACGAGUAUAAAAUCACCCAUGUUGACUGGGCAUAUUUCGUAUGGUUUCCAAACGGUCAAAUCGAUUACAAAAAUACCGCCAUUAAAAUGAUAUCGUCGCCUAAUCUGACCAAAGAACAGAAAUUCGCCAUAAUGUGCAAAUACUGCUUGGAAAAUGAACUGAAAACUUUCCCUCUGGAUCAACUUUCUGCUAAAAAUUUCUUCUACGAUGUGAAUUUUAAUAACGAUCCUUUGAUUUAUUAUUGGAUUUGUCAUCUGAGGCAAGAAUUGCACAGGAUUCCUUUCCAAGAAGCUGAUUCUAUUGAUAUCGAAAUGGCAACUAAAUGUCGAAUAGAUACUUGCGAAUCGUUCGAGUAUUUCUGGGAUCGUUUGAGUGAACAGAAUCAAGUAGAGAUGAUGAAUUCUAGAUUGAGGGCAUGCUACACCGUAUCAUACGAGGAAUGUCGAUUAUUCCACAAGAUGUCCCACGACCAGCAAAUGGAGUUGUUGCUUUUGCAGCCGGCUGAAAUAAUAAUAGCUUUUUUGGGUCGACUGGAUAUGCCUCGGUGCGCAAUUUGGGCCUGGAUACAUACUAAACAUCUAAUAACUGAUGAAAAAUUCGUCCACAUUAUUAGUACUUUACUAAACAGUCAUAAUGAGAAAGCUACCAAUGGUAAGAUUCAUUACGACGAGGAAAAAAUGAGCGCACUUGUGCACAUAUGGGAGACAGCUACGGAUAGUCAGAGAAAUACCGCAGCAGCCAACAGAGGUUUCGAGUCUGCAAUCGAUAAAAUACUACGAGGCCCGUAUAAUCUCAAACUAAAUGGUCCGUACAAAGUAUCAUCGAGUGGUUUAAAAUUGGCGUUGAAAUUUUUACAGAUGAAAAGUUCAGAUUUCAGGAAAUUUUUUAUCCGAAAUAAUUACGUCCAUUUCUUGUUCCAAACCGAUUUCGACGUGAUGAAUGAAAUAUUAGAAUUAUGUUUCCCAACCCCCUCGGACAAGGAAUCAUUUACAAACUCGAUGGAAAAAAAUUUAGCCAAAUUGCCUUAUUGUUGCGAACUUUUGUACCGUGAAGACGAUUACGACGAAUUAAGUCAAAGAUUACAGUCUUGUUUUGAGAACGUUAACUUCAGCUCUAACACGAUAAAGGAAUUAAUCGAAUUGACUAUUCUUUAUAAAUACGACGACAAAAAACUUGCUUAUUAUACGUCUUUAUACGAUCGCAGUCACCAUGUCCAAAGUGAAGAUUUGGAAGGACUGAGAAACUUCAUCAACGAUACUCUUCCGCAAUACACGCCAUCAAUUUCGGCAAUUAAGAACUCGCUUAUUUCGUCGUUGACUACUGCAAUUAAUCCAUUCAAACAAUGCGUCCUGCUGCAUGAAUUAUGCAAAGUGAUAGAAGUGCAGUUUGUAAACGACCACGUGAUUGAUUUAAAGCAUAGAUGCGUAGAAUUCUUUAAAGAAACAAACCCCAGGGAAUGGAUUUGGUUCGGUGAAAGAUUCUACAGUGUUUUUUCCUGGUGUUUCGAUAAUGAUCGAGAGAAGCUUCCGGAAUUGAAACACUUUUUGCCUGUUGGUGACAUUUUUUAUGAAUGUUUCCGUGCCGGAAAUUUUGGAGGUUUAUAUCCGAUACUAUAUGUUUUAGACGAGUGUCUAAAAUAUAAUUUCGCAGACAACGUAGAUGCAUUGAUCAGGUUCAAAAUGGACAAAAAACAACACCCUAAUGUGCAAAAAGUUUUCAAAUAUUUUUUCAAAAACGAUAAACUAAUUUACGAGGAACUUUCACAGUGGUUUAAUAGCCCUGAUCUCAACUCAAUUUCCAGGCUAGCGGAUUCUAACGUGGAUACAAAAUCUCCAGCUUUGUUAGUUCCUAUAUUAAGUAGAUGUAAUUUCUCUGGUUGAUUUUAGUACAUAUGUUACAUUGUUUUUAAAUAAGUAGGUAUUAUAAAAAAUAUUAUAAUUGUAAAGGUGCAAUUUUUGAACUUUCAUUAUCAAUAUAACAUAAUUAUUUGAA